AUGCCUGCUAAUGGGAACCGUCCCUUGAAGUUGCAGUUUGGUCUAAUCAACCAUGAGGGUCGCUACCUCACUGCUGAGUCCUUUGGCUUUAAGGUGAAUGCAUCAGCACCCAGCCUGAAGAAGAAGCAGAUAUGGACUCUAGAGCAGGACUCCCAGGACACCCAGGUGGUCUACUUGCGCAGCCACCUGGGACGCUACCUGGCAUCUGACAAGGACGGCAAAGUCACCUGUGAGGCCGAUGGCCACAAUUCCGACUGCCGCUUCCUCAUCGUGGCUCAAUCAGAUGGUCGCUGGGCCCUGCAGUCUGAGCAGCACCUCCGCUUCUUUGGUGGCUCUCGGGACUACCUGUCCUGCUUUGCCCAGGUAAUCACGGAUGCCGAGCUGUGGGCAGUGCACCUGGCUCUACAUCCGCAGGCCAACCUGCUGUCUGUGACCCGCAAGCGUUAUGCCCACCUCUCUAUGGAGGAUGGGGAAAUUGCUGUGGAUGUGAACAUUCCCUGGGGGGUGGCAGCGCUCCUGACCCUUGUCUACCUGGAUGGGAAGUACUGCCUUAAGACCUGCGACAGCCGCUUCCUAAGCAAUGAUGGGAAGCUCUUGACACAGAGUGGGAGGGCCACAGCAUACACACUGGAGCUGAAGUGUGGGAAACUGGCCUUUAAAGACUGCGAGGGGAAGUAUUUGUCUCCCAUGGGGCCUACGGGCACCCUCAGGUCUGGACGGUGUUCCAAACCGGGUAAAGAUGAACUGUUUGACCUGGAGGAGAGCCAUCCACAGGUGGUUCUGAUGGCAGCCAAUGGGCGAUAUGUCUCCAUAAGACAAGGAGUCAGCCUUGCAGCAAAUCAAGAAGAUGAGACAGACAUGGAGACGUUUCAGAUGGAGAUUGACAAGGAAACCAGGAUGUGUACUUUCCGCACCAGCCAAGGGAACUACUGGGCUCUGGUGGCCCACGGAGGCAUCCAGAGUACGGCUACUGAAGUGUCAGCCAACACCAUGUUUUCAGUGGAGUGGCUUGGCCAGAAGGUGGCACUAAAAGCUAACAAUGGAAAAUACAUCUGCAUCAAGAAGAAUGGCCAGCUGCUCGCUGUCAGUGAUUCCACAGGUGAGGAUGAACAGCUCACUUUGAAACUGAUCAACCGACCCAUGCUGAUCUUGAGAGGAGACAACGGAUUCAUCUGCCACCACAAGAAUUCCAACACGCUGGAUGCCAGCAGAUCGGUCUAUGACAUUUUCACCCUGCAAUUCAGUAACGGGGCCUACCAUAUUAAAGGUGUGGAUGGCCGAUUCUGGUAUGUGAACAGUGCUGGGCUGGUGUGCUCAGAUGGUGAGGUCCCUGAGGAUUUCUCUCUGGAGCUCCUGGAGCACAGACGCCUCGCCAUCCGUGGCAAGAACGGCAAAUACCUGCGUGGAGACCAGGGAGGCACGUUGAAGGGAGAUGGUCUCAGCCUGAGCAGCUCAGCCCUGUGGGAGUAUUAA
Messenger RNA from Morone saxatilis (striped sea-bass), 1473 nucleotides. It is a transcript of the gene fscn2b, whose product is annotated as fascin actin-bundling protein 2b, retinal. Gene Ontology annotation, biological process: cell migration; establishment or maintenance of cell polarity; actin filament bundle assembly. The record is from RefSeq and is a predicted model, not a curated record. Gene Ontology annotation, cellular component: cytoplasm; actin cytoskeleton. The transcript has 6 exons. Gene Ontology annotation, molecular function: actin filament binding; protein-macromolecule adaptor activity. NCBI's taxonomy places the organism in Eukaryota, Metazoa, Chordata, Actinopteri, Moronidae. Bases 1 to 1473 code for a protein of 490 amino acids.